Fomitopsis serialis is the source of this 1041-nucleotide messenger RNA. RefSeq lists its product as uncharacterized. The transcript has 2 exons. The record is from RefSeq and is a predicted model, not a curated record. Lineage: Eukaryota; Fungi; Basidiomycota; Agaricomycetes; Polyporales; Fomitopsidaceae. Bases 1 to 1041 code for a protein of 346 amino acids.
AUGCGCCUCAUCCGCACUGUCCAUACGUUGUUAGAGGGACUGUUGGUUCUUGUCGCUGCCGUAGCCUUCACGUCGACCUGGACCCGGGCCAGCCCGGACCUCGGGAAGCUCACCAAACACACGAUGAAGAUGCCGUCGGAAUACAUCCGCGAGGUGUCGACUCGUGUCCAAGCCGCCCUCGUACCCAUCUUCAGCCAACACGCGCCAGAUCUCCGGGCUGCGUUGACCUUCCUUCUCGACUCGCAGAGGUCGGGCAUGGGCGACACCCUCGGGGAUGUCGGUACAACGUCCUCGUUGGUGCUCAAGUUGGCUGAGGCUCGCAUCGCUGCUGAAGACUUGAUCUCGCUAAUCGAGAGCAGCUCGCUCGAACAUCGUGAAGAAAUGCAAUUUCUGCUACUGAAGUUUGCCGACGACGCGAGGGACACGAUUCGCGCCCUUCAACAGUUGUCUGCUCGACUGCAAAGCGGCGGCGAUCGUGUUGCGGUAACGCUUGACUCCGCGCGGCGGCUACUGUCCCCGUCCCUCCACGACUCCAACUCAGCUACGUACCAUCAGUCGCCGACAAAUGACGACAGGACGACGCGCGCGUACGAAUAUGCCCUGACCACGAUAGAAGGGGUCCUGCGUUCGUUGGUUCUAUCUGCAGAAACCGCCUUCGCGAGCCUAGAGGCGCUGGAUGCCCGUCUGCUGGCGAUUGGUGAAGCAAGUGCCCUGGAAGGUUUAGCCAUCCGUCAUGCGAGAGAGGACGUACUGUACAGUUUAUGGACCUACCUUGGAGGCAACCGGGAACAGCUCAACCACUUUGACCGCGACGCAGUGGUCCUGAAUAGUGUCAGCGACUACAAGAAGCUGUCCCUCACCUACAUCCAAUCCGUUUCUCGCGCGCUAGAGGCGAUGCAAGCUGGUUUAGAUGAGACACGCCGCAUUGCGUCGGGAGCGCUGCUCAUAGAGCAACCGACGCCGCAAUCUGCGUUGAUUAUCAUUGCCAAAGGCUAUGGCAGAUUGAAGGGCGAAGCUUGGCCUGAGGGAGUUGUGGUUUGA